AUGUCCCUUUCUCGGUCACCCUCACCCCACCCGGCGGGCGGAGGGUGGUCCAGUCCAGGCCUCACGACAGGCAGUGGCAGUUCGACACCACACAGUGGCUUGUUGUCGCCGAACCCGUUAGGUCCUAGUGGGAUCUCGUGGGCCGCCGCCAAAGCGAAGAGCGACGAGGUUCGAGGUUAUCCGUCUUUUUCUACGAGGAAUAAUGGCUUCUUUUCCCGGUCGAAGCGUCGCAUCUCCGCCACCCUGCCGAUUUUCCGUGUAAACUCCAGGUCGCCGAAUGGCUAUAUUGAUAAAGACGACUUCGGACGCGGCCGACCAUUCUCACCGGGGGGAGGUUGGCGUUCCUGUGGAUUCGGCAGAACCAUGCUGCGCCGUAGACGACUACGAUUGUUGAUUGCCCUGGUUCUGGUCCUGGUUGGAUAUCUGGUCUUUUGGACAUCUUUUAUUGAGCGCUAUCGACGAUCCUCGUUUGGCGGCGGAAGCAAAUUUGUAAUCAUACUCGAAUCGAAUAUAGAGGGCGGAGUGAUGGAAUUGAAGGGAGCCCGCGAGUGGGCAGUGGAGCGCAACAGCAUCCGAAAUAAGCAGGAAUAUGCAAGACAGUGGGGAUACGAGUUGGAAGUGGUGAACAUGUUGGCCAAGAAGCGGUAUUCGCAUGAAUGGCGCGAAAGCUGGGAGAAGGUCGACAUUAUUCGGGAGACCAUGCGCAAGUAUCCCCACGCGGAAUGGUUUUGGUGGGUGGACCUCAAUACGUGGAUCGUAGAGUACUCCUACUCCCUGCAAGACCACAUUUUCAACCGCCUGGGCGAGAUUUCGUACCGGGAUAUCAAUGUCUACAAUCCGUUGAAUAUCAGCCACCCGCCGACGGAAGCGUAUCUUGAUGACGUUUCGCGCUCACCGGUGGGUGACGGAGACCCAUCAUCAAUUCAGAUGGUGCUAUCGCAAGACUGCAGUGGUUUUAGUUUGGGUUCGUUCUUCAUGCGACGCUCGGUGUGGUCGGAGCGUCUACUAGAUAUUUGGUGGGAUCCCGUCAUGUAUGAACAGAAACAUAUGGAGUGGGAGCACAAGGAACAGGACGCCCUGGAAUACUUGUAUACGAAUGAGCCGUGGAUCCGCAGCCAUGUUGGGUUCCUGCCUCAGCGGUAUAUGAACUCGUAUCCACCUGGCGCCUGCGGGGACGGGGGCGAUCCAGAUAUCCACUUCGUUGAAGGCGCAGGUGACUUUAUGGUGAAUUUGGCCGGCUGUGGGUUUGGUCGCGACUGCUGGUCAGAGAUUUGGGAGUAUCGCCGUAUCGGCGAGGCGAUCAACCGGCCAUGGCGGGAGCGCGUAGAAGACAAGGCGACAGAACUCUACGAGAAGUUCUUUGGGCGGCAAGAUGAUACGCCGCAAUCAUAA
Messenger RNA from Aspergillus bombycis, 1392 nucleotides. RefSeq names its product putative alpha-1,6-mannosyltransferase subunit. NCBI's taxonomy places the organism in Eukaryota, Fungi, Ascomycota, Eurotiomycetes, Eurotiales, Aspergillaceae. Gene Ontology annotation, biological process: protein N-linked glycosylation. Gene Ontology annotation, cellular component: Golgi membrane. The transcript is spliced from 3 exons. Gene Ontology annotation, molecular function: glycosyltransferase activity. Bases 1 to 1392 code for a protein of 463 amino acids. The record is from RefSeq and is a predicted model, not a curated record.